CGAGGACUCCAGAAGCUGGUCCCGCACCUGCGUCAGCGUGGGAGCGCCCAAACGACGUUCCCGGACGCCGGCUAGUCUCCUCGCGCGUAGCCCCGGCGACUGUGUGCCUCAACGGUGAGCUGCGGCUUUCUCAGUCAUCGACGCAGCGUCCGCACUGCAUGUAAUCUUUAACUGCUGUAGUAGCGUUCGCUGGAGCGAAGUCAGUCGACGCCCAAAACAGCGCCUAUACCGCGAUCCACUGCGGCUCGGAGGCACAGAGCCCCUCGCCGACGGACAAGACUCGACCUCUUUAUAACCGCACAGGGUGACCCACAAUCGGGAAACAACCAGGAAGAAGCAGUCGGCCCCGACGACCUCACUGACACCGUUAAACCGCCACGGUAUAACAAGGACGGAGAGUGCGGGCAAGAUAUCUCCACUCAGGAUCCAGUGGCCGUGGAAGACACGUCAUACCUCGGUGCACAGCGUCGAACAAAGCUACGCGCCAAAGGCGACCAUGAACGCGUGGCAUCAGAGACCGGCGUGGACGUUUUGGUUCCGUUUGCCCUGAUGCGCAGCAUCACUGGCCGACCACGGGCCUUCCUUUGACUUGUGACGACAUGUCUUACCACUCGUCGCGUUGGUGGGCGUACUGCCUCAUCUUCGCGUUCGCCUGCCAGGUGUUCCUUGCGCUGCCCGGUACGUCGCUGGAGUUUCAAGGUCUCCACCUGGCCCACGCGCCAGUGGGCGAGCGCAGUGAGAAGCACGAGAACAACGGGACGUGCACCUUCCGCGGAGACCCCUACGCUGUGGACAAGUUCAUCGAGAAGGCCGCCGUGGAAUGCUACAUGUAUACCAACGGACUCCGCGAAGAGUACCAAAAAAAGGUGUGCUACAAAGUCGGUUUCCCCAAGAUCUGCUUGAACUGCACUACUGAUGCGCGACCGCCGAACGAAGAGGACUGCCACUUACCCGACAUCAAUGACGAGAACAGCCCGCUCUUCUUGGCCUUCCGCACCAAGGCCAUCGGACGUCUCUGGGCAAACUGCGUCCGUGAGGCCAUCGCCUGCUGUAAUUACAUGCUGGACACACCGCGGAGAACGGACGGAAUAUUUUGCAAUCGCACGUGGGAUGGCCUCACGUGCUACGAAGAUACCGACGUUAACAGGAACGUAUCAAAGGUCUGCCCACGGGUUCUCUACAUCUACUCGAAACCUCACUGCGAAUACUACUCGACAAGGUGGUGCCAUGAAAACGGCUCCUGGUACCGGUUGAUGAACGUUCAGCGGACCUUCUACACAAGCUGUGCCCCCAAGCCGUGGGAGUACGUCGGCGUGUACCACUACUCCAUCGGUCUUUUCUCGCUGUCGGUGUUGUCACUGAUACCGGCAUUGUUCAUCUUCAACUGGUACAAAUCAUUACAGGUACCUCGCAUUAUGAUCCACAAGCAUCUCUGCCUUGCGGUUAUGAUGUGUGGAGUGAUGUAUAUCAUCGACCAUUCGGUCUUCACGCUGGAUGACGUCAAGCCGACCAAGUACACCAAGAACCUUACUCACUCGAACACGUGGUGGUGCAAGCUGCUGUCGGUGCUCAACCGCUACUUCAUGGUGAGCCAGUACACCUGGAUGCUCUGCGAAGGCUACUACCUACACCGACUCGUGGCCCAGGCCUUCUCCAAACAGAUGAAUCUCAAAUUUUGCUACGCCUUCGGCUGGGGCCUGCCAGCUCUUCUUGUCAUUAUUUACAGCAUACUUCGUGCCACGCAGUCUGACGACAGGUGCUGGCGGAACAUCGUGGUCUACGACUACGCGUUCACCGGCCCCAUACUGACUUGCCUUGCUAUUAAUAUUUUUUUCAUGAUCCACGUCAUCUACAUCCUGGUAACCAAGCUCCGACAGCGGAAUGUCAACGACAGCGAAAACUUUAGGAAGAUUCUGCGCGCCGUGGUGAUACUGAUCCCUGUUUUCGGUGUCCACUUCGUGUUGACUACGUUUGUGAGCCCAGCAUCAUGCAGCGCUUACAUCAAGAAGCUCUACGCAGAAUGGAGCAUCGUUGGCUUGCAGGGAUUUUUCGUCUCCCUCAUAUUCUGCUACCUCAACGGCGAGAUACAGAGCCUGGUGAGACGCUCGUACGGCCGCUACAAGAACGACCGCAGCAUAAGCAGGAGGCAUCGGCCGAGCGUGCCGCAGACCACCACUACCACGACGACGGCCACAACUCCCAUGUGAUGCGCUUGAUGCAGCGCGCACAGAGAGCACCUUUGCGGCUCCUCGUGUGCUCUAUCUUGACAAAGGACGCUUCCAAGGCACAAAGUCCGGCAUCGUCGUAUGGACUUCCUUCGAUAUACUUCGCGGCUCUGUGUGCACCAACGCCCUGUGCCAGGAUUUCAACCACGAGUGCUUCCGCCUGGAACUGUUACUUCUUUCGUGUGUGCGCGCACGCGUCCGUGUAUUUACGUGUGUGUGCGCGCUCUCCAUGUGCUCUGCAUGCGAUUUCGGAUAACAUUGUGGGGCAGUGUACCCCACCGCUGCCAUAAACGCUGCACAAUGGCUGUCGUAUUCCGCUUCCAACCAAUGGGGAGGAGGGCGGGGAGAAACUACUGCGCCGAAACCGUACGUUUGCUUAAGAAUGCAGACGUAAAAGCCACGGAGGGUGCUAUUCUGGACUGUCAAAUUCCGUCCAACGGCGUUUUGAGCCAACCAGAGAGGCAGCAGCAGCCUUGUGGGCCGAUCAGAGCUGGCAAGAUGGCAAAGUCGACAAUAUGGUGAAUUUUAAUAGUAUCCGGAAUAGCACCCGGGGUGUGGGAGAGAUAUGUUUAAUUGUGUUCCCAGUCCUAGAACCAUGGAGGAAAGAAAAAAAAGCUUAGGAAUGAGCAAUAACGUCAGGCACUCAGCCUUCUCAAGGCAGCCUCCUUUGAAGUCAUUCUCUCCAUGCGUCGGUACCGCGCAGCUUGCCAACACGUGUUUUUCCCAUGGAACCUCCUUAGUAAGGUUUUCUGUUUUAUGACGAGGCUUCAAGGUUGUCAUCACGUGACGAGUUCCCCCUCCAAACAUUUCUUAUUCUUUCUCCACGCCUAGAGCUCCCAUAAGUAAGGGCAUGGACACGUUUGCCUACAGAGCUAUAACGGCCCAUCCGAGUUCUAGCUCGCUGUAUCCGAGCGCAGGGUAGCCAGCCGGUUCUUGCAGUGGCUAAAUCCCCUGCGUUUCUUCUCUCAUUUUUCUCUCACGCAAAGAGCCGUUCUCACGCUGUGUAGAAGGAAUAUUAUGGUCUCAACGUAUCUGUGAUAUAUCAAAUUGUAGCUUGAUUAUUCGCGCUUUCAAAGAAAGCGACGCCGAACUAAAAAAGCAAAUAUUGUUAACUAUUUAUCUGUGAAAUCUGUAGCAAUCGCAAAGAAAAGUACACACCAGAAGAAUCGCUCGUAGUUUUACCGAAAUCUACAGCAAUAACACAGAAAGUAAGGCUGCAUAUCGAUGGUUUCACCAUCUAUACUUUAAACAUGCUAAAAAGUUCCUAACUUUAGGCGAGUAGCGAAGUUUCAUGUUGUGAUGGCCGUGCCUUGCAAUUAAGGAUGUGGCUCUACGAAGGCGACAAAGAGAUAUACAUUUCUGAUCGCGCAGAAUGCUUUUGACUCAACUGUUACCCUUCCGCUUUCCAUGGCUUGUACCACCUUUUAACAGGUUUUUCAAACCGCUGUAACAGAUAGUGAUGUUGCGUUUAUUCAGGUGCAUUUAUUAAAGAGGCGAAAAUUAUCUGCAUGAGAUAUCGGAAUGUGUUGGAUUAGUAAAGAUAUUUACUAAUUUACUUUUCAAUGAUCCACUUUAGGGCAUAUGGUUGAAUUUGGGAGACUGACACCGAUCUGUAGUGAAGGCCAUGUUUGCUUAGCAGAAGACUAGCCCCACUUUCGAGAUAGCCGGCCUUAAAGUGUGCUACGUAAUUCAUUGGCGUUCCGCUAACAGUUUCCUAAACGCGUUCGUCAAUGGGGAUUUUAGCUGUAACGCUUCCGUAUAUUGCCGCACACGUGGUUUUUGUCGAGGUCCACCGCAGGCUUCCGUUGCGUGGUUGCAACGAAUGUUGCGUCAUACUCUGACAUGGCGGCAGCUCCUGCCGUUCGAGGUAUGUCAAUGAUGCUGCAGACUUUCCCUACGCAUUAUCUCACCUCGGCAACAAAGUUCGGGCGUCAUAUCGGCGCUCUUCUUGAGAGGGUUGCCCUAUAUCGAUCAAUGAAAGCCUGCCCUACAGUCACGCACAGGCAGCGCGCGAUGUCGCAGCAACGGAACAGUGGCGCGAUCUAUCACCGCUACGGCAAGACAAGCCGAGCGGUGACAGAUGGCGCCAUCGGUCACCGCUCGGUAAAGCCCCUCAAUCUCCCAAAGUAGCGCCAUUCACUUCCCUCCUCCUCCGCUCGGCGCGGCCUCGAUGGUGGCGCUGCCGGUGGUGGGCCUGCCGUAGCAGACGACGGCUAACACGCUACGGGAGAAAAUCCGCGGAAAAGUUCGUUCGAGUCCUGCGGAGCAGUUUUUUCAAUCUAGAUCUUGCUUUGUCAGUCGGUAACUGGCCUUAAGAAUGUCGUGUCGGAUUUGCGGAAGAAAUAGAGAAAAGCACCAUUAUUCAAGGCGUAUUUAAGGCGUAAAGCGCGCGCACGUUGAAAGUUCGUGUUGCUGAAACACGACACAAGCACGCGGUGUGCUCAGACACGCGAGUAAUUACCAGAGUUUCAGGUUUUGACAGCGUGAAAGUAUGUGCACGUGGUUUCUUAGGUUAAUUUACGUACCUGCAGGAUGCUUUUGUUCGGCCGGCGCGUGAGAGAUUCCGACUGUCUGCGGUCAGCAAUGCCUCGCGUCAGGGCCGUUUCUGUUCCUCGCCUUUUACAGAUGUACGUGGCUCAUGCACAGGUUGUGGUGGCCAUGAGCAACGUUUUCAGACAUAGGCGGUAUAGAUAAUUUGAACAACGUACCAGCAUAUGAAAUUGUUAUUUAUUUAUUACAGUGCAAAUGGUUAGAAUUUCAUAGAAAAAAAGAAGGAACUUGAUGGGACAACUGGAAAGAGGUUCAGAAAAUAAUUAUCCCCCUCCUCUCAUUGGCACCAGCAACACUUUUGUUGAAGUGCUAAUUUUAUCUCUGUAUACUACGUGCGUCUGUAUUCUUUUGCGUUGUAAGUUUUCACAAGGAAGCAGUGUUGCGUUAACUGGAACAGUCAAGGCACACAAGACAGAAAACAAGUUGAUUCUUGGGUUUUACAUACCAACACCACGAUCUCAUACGGCACGCCAUAAUGGGGGCCCCGGAUUAAUUUUUUUCCAGCUGGGGUUCUUUAACGUGCCCCCAAUGCACUGGACACGGGCCCGUUUUGACACGGGCGUCAAAAGAAGAGGUUGGAGGAGCCGUGGCACUUACUACACAAAGCCGCGCGUUCUUUGCCACUUGCUCGAAGUCAGCCCGCCCGAUUUGUGAAUCCACACUUUUCUUCGUUUUGCGUUGCGCCCGGCGGAUGGUAAAGCAAAAAGCUUUUUGCCGUCACUGGGUCUAUUGUGGCAACCGUAGGCGCAGCAGCACGGCAUCGCAAUUAAGCACUCGGCCCUAACACAUUGUAUCUACCGCGCUCCUUCAAACCGCCUGCCGUACUUUCGUCGAGCAGGCCCAAGAAUGGGGGUCGCAGCGCGCUGGAAAGAAAAGAUAUACAAAAGCGCGGCGCCUGCUCUGCGCCGGAAAGAAAAAAAUAUACAAAAGCGCGGGGCCUGCUUUCACGUGACACAGAUUGGCGAAUGGGGGAGCGGAGGAGGCUGGGGCGACAGGAGGAGUGGAGGGGGAAGCGCCUGGGUGAGCGGGGUGGCGGAAAGAUCUAAGAAUGGCGCUACUUUUGGAAAAUUGAGGGGCUUUACCGCUCGGCCGAUUUCUAUGCCGAUUUCUCCGCAUGUUGCAGAGACAUCGGCAUCUAUUUAGCCACGCCGCCGACAGGUACUAGCCAUUGCCUUGGAUAGGCGUUGCUUUAAGCAACAUACGCCAGAGUAUAUGCUCCCUUUGCUCGCGCAUCAACGCUCGGACACGUCAAAUCGGUUUUAUAAACAUCUCGUAUGACUCGUAAACGCAUCCUACAUGCGUGGGCUUCUCGAGGAUAUACCUCACUUUAUGCUUCAAUGAUGUGGAUGGCAACCUUGCACACCUCCGUCAGGAGUGAUGGCUGCAUCGGCGGCAAAGAAUUCAACAGAUCGCUCUUUAGGCGGCUCUUUCAGAGAAAGCGUAUGUCUGAGUAGGACCUUCCAAACGAGCAAGAAACGCUGGGACACAAACGGCACAAUGCGCUUGUUCCAACAUUUAGUAUGAUGAGGGCGGUUCUGUGAAGCGACUCUGGAUUGCAAUACCCAACGACAAAGCCGGGCUCCUUCCUAUAAAGCUUAAACUUAUUUUAUGGGUAAUACACGUUUCAACGCCGUAUAUUUGCAAACCUAUUUUCAACUACUUUCAUUAUUCCUAUGGUAACUCAGCGGCCACAGCUUCUGCAGUAACCUACAUGGGUUCAGAAAUCAAACAAUUCAAAAAUCUUCAGCAGAUUUUGUGGACGGAUAUCUCGAAAGUGUGCGCUAGUUUUACAAGAUGCCUACUAAGCAGACAUGGCAUCGCUACUGAUCGGCUUCAGUUUCGCAAUUGGAGCAUGUGCCAUAAAGUCAAUAACUAAAAGUUUAAUUAGUGCGUGUAUACUUUAAGUACCUGGUUAUCGCGAUUUGUCGCGCAAAUAACGCGCACCUCUUCAGGUAGCCCGCAUCAACAGGCCGAAUUGUGCUAUAUGGCCCCUGCGAUUUUCUGAAGUUUUCUUCGAAAAGAAAAACGAUGGUCUAGAUGACAGUUCGUUUUGUCCUUUAGCAAUUUAUACCUCACUUUUUGUGACGCUGUGUUUAUGAGAGCAGAAAACGUGGACAACCUUUCACGUGACUGAAGCAUAUGGGACCUUGCGAGAACAGGCCAAUCUGGUGAAGUGCUGUGAGUCUGUGCAAGAGUUUCACCGCCCGGUGUCUAGCACGUCUAAUAAAGGGUAAGGUUUCUUACUA
Molecule: messenger RNA, 7021 nt
Organism: Dermacentor albipictus
Lineage: Eukaryota; Metazoa; Arthropoda; Arachnida; Ixodida; Ixodidae
Product: calcitonin gene-related peptide type 1 receptor-like
Biological process (GO): cell surface receptor signaling pathway; adenylate cyclase-modulating G protein-coupled receptor signaling pathway
Cellular component (GO): plasma membrane
Molecular function (GO): G protein-coupled peptide receptor activity
Source: RefSeq, a predicted model, not a curated record